Coccidioides posadasii C735 delta SOWgp is the source of this 570-nucleotide messenger RNA. RefSeq lists its product as uncharacterized. Lineage: Eukaryota; Fungi; Ascomycota; Eurotiomycetes; Onygenales; Onygenaceae. The record is from RefSeq and is a predicted model, not a curated record.
AUGCCCAAAUCGGCACCCGUCGAGAAGUUCUAUCUGCAGCCAACUUUGCAUUCUCCAAACAGCCCUUUGCCUGUGCUACUAUAUCGAGGAAUACUUCCCCACCCCAUCAACGAGGAGUCGACCUCCGAGUUUCUACAGGCCAACGGUUGGGAGAAAAGAGGGACAUGGGGCCACAUCGCGACUCAUCAUUUCCACCCAAAUACCCAUGAAUGCUAUGGAAUUUUCCAGGGUUCUUCGACCCUCAUCAUUGGCCGUGGAAGAUUCGACGACGAGGGCGGUGUCUACAUCCCCGUCAAUACGGGAGAUGUAAUUGUCCUGCCUGCUGGAACCACGCACUGCUCUCUCGAAAGUAAGGGAGACUACCGAUAUGUUGGUGUCUACCCAAAGGGUGCACUGCGAUGGCGAAAUGAAUUUGGCAGAAACCCCAUUGAUAUCAACACUCAGAGAAAAGAAAUUUUAAGAGUGGAGAUGCCAACCCAGGACCCGGUAUAUGGGAAAAACGGCCCUCUUGUUCACCUGUGGAACGAAGCCUUGUUGGAGUAUUCGGCAGGAGGAGCUUCAAAGCUGUAA